AUGCUGCGACAUAAACGUGGUAUAAGAUCAUUUAUGGUACUCAGGCGACAUUACGUCAGAAUUGUCUCAGUCUCAGUACUGACUGUUGUAAUCCUCUUCCUCUUUCUACACAUUAGAGAUAACAUCAAUGGUGCCGCCGAUAAAUCUUACGUCAUCACCAAGAAGAGUCCUGUCCAUGACUGGCAAGAGGAGAAAAUACUUCGUUCCUACAAAGAAACGAAAGAUUAUUUCUUCUCAAGGAAAAAUAAAUCGGAGGGCAAUACCGAAACUCAGAUACGAUUCACUCUGCAGCAAAAUGGUUUUUCAGAGGCACAGGGUUAUAUAAGGAAUACAACACGUAAUGAAAGUGAAACUCGUGAAAUAGAUCAUCAUUUCGAUCAGCAAGAAGACAUUGCUCAGCAAGGUCAUGACAAGACUGAUAAGAUAGCUAAUAACAUGGGUCAUCAAAUUGUUCAACAAGGAGACAUCACACGGAAGCAGGGUGGCCCGGAGAAUGAGAUUAUUCAACAAAAAGAUCAAGUUCAGCAAGGCCCAGACGCACAUCGAUUCGUUCGACAAAACGAUAUAAUUGUUAAGGAUAUUGACACGGGUCAUCAGCUUUUACAACAAGGGGGCGUCGCUCAGAAGAAGGAUGACACGGGUCAUCAGAUUUUACAACAAGGGGGCGUCGCUCAGAAGGAGGAUGACACGGGUCAUCAGCUUUUACAACAAGGGGGCGUCGCUCAGAAGGAGGAUGACACGGGUCAUCAGCUUUUACAACAAGAAGGCGUCGCUCAGAAGAAGGAUGACACGGGUCAUCAGCUUUUACAACAAGGGGGCGUCGCUCAGAAGGAGGAUGACACGGGUCGUCAGAUUUUACAACAAGAAGGCGUCGCUCGGAAGGAGGAUGACACGGGUCGUCAGCUUUUACAACAAGGGGGCGUCGCUCGGAAGGAGGAUGACACGGGUCGUCAGCUUUUACAACAAGAUCAUGACAUUCAUCAACUUAGACAUAUUAAUGAAAUGAAGAUCAACGAAAAACCGUUUACGCCAGAUGAGUAUCCACUAAAUGGGAAUCUAUCUGAUAUCGUGCGUCAGUAUCAAACAAAGGGAUAUGCCGAUGAGAAACCAAUAAAUGUUUUUGAUCACCGCUACAUCAUUCAUCCAGACCAAACAUGUAGUGGAAACGAUACAAUAAAGGUGCUAUUUGUAGUGAAAAGUAGUCCAGACCACAGCAUGAGGAGGGCAAUAAUUCGUAAAACAUGGGCCGACAGAAAACGAUUCCCCUGGACUAGGACUGUUUUCUCCUUCGGGAUACCAGAAUAUAGCAAAUCGUUAGUAAAUCUCCAAGAAGAAUCUGCCAAAAGCAAUGACAUUCUCCUUGUAAGUUAUUCUGAUACCUACUACAAUCUGACCCUGAAAACUAUACAUGGAAUGCGGUGGGCAGUAACUAAUUGUGCACGUGCUAUGUACGUAGUGUCCCUAGAUGAUGACAUCUACGUUGCACCCGAUUUACUGCUUGGUUUUCUUGACAAACUUCCGGUACGAAAAACAAUAAAACUCUUCAACGGUCAUUUGAUGACUGCCACUUCCCCAGUACGGGAUGCAAAAGGAACUUUCCAAAAGUGGUAUGUUACAACAAAUGAAUACCCCUUUCAAAACUAUCCUGAUUAUAUAUUCGGAGGGUUUGUUAUCAUGUCAAUGUCUACAGUGAAAUCCUUUACCAUAGCAGCACAGUUUACCAAGAUAUUGAAAUUUGAGGAUGUGUAUUUGGGGAUUUUAGCAGCAAAACUUGGAAUAGAAGCGACAUUUAACAGUUAUGUUGAUUCUAGAAAAACAAUAACUGCUUCGGAAUCAUUUAAAACACUCAUAGCAUCUCAUUUUUACAAGGAUCCGUUUGAUUUACAAAAAGCUUGGGAAUGUCAUUUAAGUAUCAUUGAAAAUGAUAGUUCCAAGAGUAUAUUUUGUGUUACCAUAAACACGCGUUUGCAUGAACUGCAAUCUGAAAUAGACAAAAUCGUCGAUAUGGUGGAAUCUGUGAAGAAAUACGUGUGA
Ylistrum balloti is the source of this 2034-nucleotide messenger RNA. RefSeq lists its product as uncharacterized. The record is from RefSeq and is a predicted model, not a curated record. Gene Ontology annotation, cellular component: membrane. Bases 1 to 2034 code for a protein of 677 amino acids. The transcript has a single exon. Lineage: Eukaryota; Metazoa; Mollusca; Bivalvia; Pectinida; Pectinidae. Gene Ontology annotation, molecular function: hexosyltransferase activity; UDP-glycosyltransferase activity.